CUCGCUUAUCGAAGCUCCUUAUCGCAAAACACCAUGCUGAAAGCUCCACUUAACACAAAGAGAGCCUCACCCACAAGAUGGUUCAAUCGACUUUACACAGUGGUUUACGCAGUGGCCAUUUUCGCACUCGUUUAUCGCCAUUGUUGUAACCUUAUCAACUCUCCUUCUUUCACCACCAUUUUCCUGCUCGUAGCUGAUCUUGUGCUUGCUUUCCUGUGGGUGGCAUGGCAACCUUUCUUCCUGAAUCCGGUGCACCGCGAGGUUUUUCCAGAGAACCUGCCACAAGUGGCGAAGGAGAGCGAUUACCCACGGCUGGAUGUGUUUGUUUGCACGGCUGAUCCGUUCAAGGAACCACCAGUCGGGGUUCUUAACACCGUCUUGUCUCUUUUGGCGUAUGAUUACCCGACGGAGAAGCUGUCUGUAUAUUUGUCGGACGACGGAGGAUCGCAGCUGACGUUGUUUGCGUUCAUGGAGACUGCUAAGUUCGCGAAACAUUGGUUACCAUAUUGCAAAAAAUAUAAUAUAAUGGAUAGAUCUCCUGAAGUUUACUUUGAAAACGAUCUAUCUCUGUUCCCGGAGACAAAUGAAAUCCAGACAAUGUACGAGAACAUGAAAGCCACUAUUAAAGAUGUGAUGGACCGAGGAACCGUUGAUAUCGAUCAAAUAAACGACGAACGUGCCAUCAAAGCUCUCCGCAAAUGGACAAAUGAAUUUACACGUCACCAACAUCCUACGGUGAUUGAGGUUUUACUGAAAAAUGACGAAGAUAAAGAUGUAACGGGUCAUUACAUGCCCAAUCUCUUCUAUGUAGCACGAGAGAAGAAUAAAGCCACCCCACAUCAUUUUAAGGCUGGUGCCAUCAAUGCUUUGCUUCGAGUGUCAGCUAAAUUGACAAAUGCACCUAUAUUCCUCAUCCUUGACUGUGACAUGUACUCCAACGAUCCUAAAACACCACUUCGCAUGUUAUGUCAUUUCUUGGACCCUAACGUUGAUCCAAAGCUUGCAUUUGUUCAAUUUCCUCAACGUUUCUACAACAUCAACAACAACGAUACUUAUUGCACCGAACAUGUGCUUGAGAACCAAAUAUGUAGUGUAGGAAUGGAUGGUUUAGAUGGCAUGUCAUUCAUGGGCACUAACGCCUUCUUCAAAAGAGAUGCUCUACUUGGAAAACCUAAUGAGCCACAAGGGAUAUGGAAUGAACCGAAUGAUUCAGAAGAUGGUUUAGCAUUAGCACACCAUGUUGCGGAUUGUAGUUAUGAGGACAACACUAAAUGGGGUUCAGAGAUUGGGUUUAGGUAUGGUACGUUAGUUGAGGAUGCCUACACGAGUUUCAGAAUUCAAUGCUUAGGAUGGAAGUCUGUCGUAUGUAAACCAACUAGGGCGGCAUUUCUAGGAAAUAUGCCGGUAGCCCUCCAUGACUUUCUAAGUCAAGCCAGAAGGUGGUACAUGGGUUUGCUACAAAUAGCUUUGUGCAAAUUUAGUCCUCUCACUUUCGGAAUGAAGUAUAUGAACCCUCUCCAAGCCAUGUGUUGUGCAUAUAUAGAUUUUCGUGCGUUUUGGUCUAUUCCCAUUAUUAUCUAUGCCUUUUUGCCUCAACUAGCGCUCUUAAACUCUUCCGUUAUAUUCCCAAAGGUUUCAGACCCUUGGUUUUCUUUGUAUGCGUUUCUUUUCCUUGCAGCAUAUGGGAAAAGUCUUCUUGAUUAUGUGGUGGCAGGAUCAACAUUCAGAAAGUGGUGGAGUUACCAAAGAAUGUGGUUGAUAUUUGGAUGCUCGACUUAUCUUUUUUCAUUUUUCGAUUGGUUGGUUACAACUCUUGGCAUGUCAACAUUUGAAUUCAAUGUUACGAGCAAAGUGUUGGAUACUGAGCUAAACAAACGUUACCAGCAAGGGGUUUUCACCUUCGGGGUGGAUUCACCAUUGUUUGUAUCGAUAAGCAUUGUUGCCAUUGUCAACUUAUUUGCCUUUUUGGUUGGAAUUAAGCAAAUUUUGAGCAAUGGGAGGUUUGAAGAACUGUUUGGACAAUUAUUUAUAUCAGGGUUUGGUGUGGUAAAUGGGUGGCCGAUAUAUGAAGGUAUGGUGCUGAGGAGUGAUAAAGGAAAGAUGCCUGCAAAGACUACUUUGAAAUCAGUAUGUGGUGCUUUGAUUAUUUACUGGUUGUUUUCUUCGACAUGUUAG
Molecule: messenger RNA, 2175 nt
Organism: Lactuca saligna
Lineage: Eukaryota; Viridiplantae; Streptophyta; Magnoliopsida; Asterales; Asteraceae
Source: the annotation of a GenBank genome assembly